AUGAGAGGUGAAUUUAAUGGUUUGCAAAGAAAGAUCUUAGAUGAAAACCCUUAUGCUUUCUAUGUCCAUUGUUAUGAUCACCGCUUGCAAUUGGUGAUUGUGUCCGUUGCUAGUAGUUUCUCAUCUAUUAAUGAUUUCUUUGAGUACAUCUCCUUGAUUGUAACAACAUCUAGUACAUCUUGCAAGAGAAGGGAUGCUUUGACGGAGGCACAACAUAAAGAUAUUUUGCAUAGACUUGAGAGUGGUGAGAUAUCUACAGGAAGGGGCUCGCACCAAUCAUCUACUCUCGCUAGACCCGGGGAUACUAGGUGGGGUUCACAUCAUACUACCUUGCUUCGUCUGGAUCAGAUGUGGUCCUCCGUGUUAGUGGUGCUUAGUAUGGUUCAUGAAGAUGGACGUGGACCAUCUCAAGCGGCGGGUUUGAUAGAAAAAAUGGAGAGCUUUAAAUUUUCUUUCAUUUUGAAGUUAAUGUUAAAGUUGUUUGGUAUCACAAACAAGCUUUCAAAAAUCUUGCAAAGAAAAGAUCUUAAUAUUGUGCUUGCCAUGGAAUUAAUUAAUGUUGUCAAAACUCGGUUGGCCACAUUGAAAGAUAGUGGUUGGGAUAAUUUAUUUGUUGAUGUACAAGAAUUUUGUGUUGCUAAAGGUAUUCCAGUGUCAAAUAUGGAUGAAGAAAUACCGGUUCGAGGUCGUUCAAGAUUAGAAGGGAAGACUGUUACUAAUCUUCACCAUUACCGGGCCGAGAUUUUUUAUGUUGCUAUUGACAAAAUAUGUGUGGAGAUGGAUCAUCGCUUUAGUGAAGGAAGUAACAUUGUGCUUAAUUGCUUCUCAUGUCUUGACCCUAAGAACUCUUUCUUCAAGUUUGAUGUUGAUAAACUUGCUCGUCUUGCUGAUAUAUAUCAUGCAGAUUUUUCUGAUGAUGACCAUGGAACAAUAAGGGAGCAGCUUGAGACUUAUGUACUUCAAGUGAAAAGGCAUGCUUCCUUUUCUUCUUGUGAAGAUGUUCAAAGUUUGGCUAUGAAGAUGGUUCAAACUGAGAAACAUUUGGUAUUUUCAUUGGUCUACAAACUCAUUGAGUUGGCUUUGAUAUUGUCAGUGUCGACAACAUCCGUUGAAAGAGCUUUUUCAGCAAUGAAGAUUAUCAAGACUAAAUUGCGCAACAAGAUCAACAGUGUGUGGUUAAAUGACUUGAUGAUAUGUUACACCGAGCGGGAGAUAUUCAAGUCACUUGAUGAUGUUGAUAUUAUUCGAACAUUCACCGAAAAGAGGUCUCGAAAAGGGCAUUUACAAGCGAACAGACCAUUGAAACAUGGUUGGAUUUUUUGA
Molecule: messenger RNA, 1323 nt
Organism: Medicago truncatula (barrel medic)
Lineage: Eukaryota; Viridiplantae; Streptophyta; Magnoliopsida; Fabales; Fabaceae
Product: zinc finger MYM-type protein 1-like
Exons: 1
Coding region: 1-1323 (440 amino acids)
Source: RefSeq, a predicted model, not a curated record